UCCAGUUAAACAGAGCUGAAUACGUACAUAUAUUUCAUUAGAGUUAAGAUUUCUACUGCAUGUUAGACUAUGAUGGAUUCUGGAUGUUGGUGUGCAUCGUUCCAAGCCGUUCGUAAUGAUGAAACAGCAACACUGGAAUACUUAGUAUCAUUUCCAAGUCUUUGUGUUAAUUCGGAACAGGGUGAAUCCAUUCUUAUGUUAGCUUGCAGGAAACAGAACUUAGAAACAGUUUCUAUUUUGUUGAAACACCAAAAGGUGAAGGACAUGAUCAAUAAAAUUUCACAUGUCGAAGGUCUUUCAGCUUUACAUUUAUCUAUACAAUUGGGACAGUCUGAGACCACGUGUCUUCCAUUAAUAAUGGCGUUAGUUGAAGCAGGGGCGGAUUUAAAUAUUUGUUCCAGAGAAAUGAUGACCCCCUUGUUAAUGUCUGCCAAUAGGGGAUUUGUAUCGGUAUUGGCAUAUUUGAUAGAUCAUGGUGCUGAUGUUCAUGCAGUAGAUCAACAUGAAUGUACAGUUCUCCACCACAUUGUCACGAAACCCAACGCGUGUGUGAUUUUACAGAAAUUAAUUAUCACAGGAAUACAAAUUAAUUUACAAAAUAAGUUUGGUGAAACCCCGUUAUAUCUCGCUACGGAAUCCAACAACGAGUUUGCUGUAAAUAUGCUAUUACAAACAAAUGACUCUUGUGUGGAUUUAGCUGAUAGAAAAGGGAUCACACCACUUAUGUUGGCUGCAAUAGAAAAUGAAAUCAGAAUUAUACAACUUCUACAUAAACACGGUGCUAGUGUCAAUGAACAAGAAUAUCGAGGUAGAACAUCUCUAUAUCUCGCAGUAAAAAAUGGCAAUAACAGCAGUGUUGAGGUUUUGUUAAAGAUGGAAGGCUGUAAUGUUAAUCUGUGUGAUAACAAAGGAAAAUCGCCCUUAAUGUUAGCUUCAAAAUACGGCAAUUUGGAACUAAUUGAGCUUCUUCAUAAACACAAUGUUGACGUUAAUAAACAAGAUGAUCUAGGUAGAACAUCUCUAUAUCUCGCAGUACAAAACGACUAUUUAAAUGCUGUCGAUAUUUUGUUAAAAAUCAAUGGCUGCGACGGUGCUAGUGUUAACAAACAAGAUGGCCGCGGUAGAACAUCUCUGAAUUUUGCAAAACGAAAUGGCAAUAACAGUACUGUUGAUGUUUUGUUAAAAACAGAUGCCUGUGACGCGAAUUUGUCUGAUAACCAAGGAAAAUCCCCUUUAAUGUUAGCUGUACAAAGUGGCAACACAGAACUUAUGGAACUUCUUCAUCAAUAUGGUGCAGACAUUAACCAACAAGAUAAUCGCGGUAAAACAUCUCUGUAUCUGGCAGUACAAAAUGACGAUUUAAAUGCUGUUGAUGUUUUGCUAAAAAUGAAUGACUGUGACGUGAAUUUGUCCGAUAGCAAAGGCAAAUCGCCCUUAAUGUUAGCUGUACAAAACAGCAACACCGAACUUAUUGGACUUCUUCAUCAAUAUGGUGCAGAUAUUAACAAACAAGAUGGCCGCGGUAGAUCUGCUGUUUAUUACUGUUUGCAUCAAAUGUGCAGACGUGGUGAGUAUAGCAUAGAAAUAAUGAAGUUGUUGGAAUGUUUUGGUGCGGAAUUUAGAACACAAGACUGCGACAAUAAAUUAAUAAAACACGUGAUGAAACACUCUUAUGCUUAUUUCCAGCAUUUGGUAGAUUCCAAUAUGGUUGAUUUUGAUGGUUUGGAUAAAAACGGUGACAACAUUUUACAUUAUUUAGCCAGGCGUUUCACAAACUUUUCUCUUUUUUUCGCCUCUAUGAAUUGCCCUGUUCUUUCUUUUUUAAAUGUCGUUUUGACUGAUAAGCGGAUUGAUAUGAACCGUAUAAAUUCUACGGGUAACACACCAUUAAUGGUUGCAGCUAUUUUAUACAACAAAUCGUAUAUGCAAGCUUUGUUACAGCAUGGAUGCAUUACUAAUAUAAGCAAUAUUUAUGGACAUACUGUCUUACAUCUCUGUAUUAUUGGAUUCGUAAAAAGUAUUUACCGUGAUUGCUACACUGAAUGGGACUCGGGGUUGUUAGCUGCUAUAUUGUCUUCAGAUAUAGAUGUCAAUGCACAGGACAAAGAUGGACAAACUGCCUUAAUGCUGGCUGCUAAACUCGGAGAAUAUGGCCUCGUAAAACAACUAUCCAGAGCCGGUGCUGAUUGUAAGAUAUUGGAUAAGUUUGGAAAGUCGAUGGUAAAGUAUCUUGACUUCGAUCGGAUAACAGAUGUUAAUUUCUGUAAAUACAUUAUCCAUGGUUUUGGAGUAGAUAUAACAGACAAAACAGGGAAAAAGAUGAUUGACGUGGCCAUGGAGUUUAUGCAUCUUGGUGAAUUAUCGGAUGCUUUGAAGCUGAUUAGUUACCUAAUGGCUGCAAACUAUUGCUUUCAGAAUCUUGGACGGAAUAGGCAAAACAGGAUGUACUUUGUCUCGAUGUUGUAUCUCUUAUCUUGUCAACUUAACGAUCAUAGAAAAUUGUUGUAUGAAAGUGGGGCGGACAGGAUCGACAUUGUUUCCAUUUUACAUUUCAUGGAAGAUGAGUACAGGUACAAUGACGCACAGGCAACUAGACCAGUGUCAAAAGAAUCAGAAUUCCAUUUAUUUUGUAAUAACAUUUGCUUAAAGUCCUUGUGUAGGAGAAUUAUAAGGCAACGUUUGGGACCAAACAUACAAGACAAAGUUACCCAGCUCAAGUUACCAUUAACAGUGCAGAAUUUCCUCUUAUUGAAAUAUUCAUUAGAAGAUGAAUAUUUCAACUUAGAAACUGAAGAUAAUGAGGACGAUGGGGAUGAUUACUACGAUUUUGAUGUUGAAAAUUAUACUACAAAUGAAUUUUGUAUAGAUCUUUACGAUUCAGAAGAAUAUUAUGACUUCCAUGAUUGUGAUACAUGUACACCAUUGUGCAACUCCUCCACUACCUCCUCGCUUUCGUCGUCACCAUCAUCACCACCGUCGCUGUGUUCUUCACCAGCAUCCUAAUCCUAAUCCUCACCAUCACUACCAUCGCCGUCAUCGCUAUGUUCCUCCUACUCCUCGAUAUCAUGAUCACCAUUAGCAUAGUGAUCCUCACCAGCAUCCUGAUCUGCAUCUAUACCAGCAUCACCAAUAUUGCUAUAUCGUUAAUGGAUAUCUAAACUUCCUUGUUCAGCCUCGGCAGUUAUGUUUUCAGUAUUUGUGUUUAAAAAUCAAGAUUUAACCAAGACACUAUUGUUUAUCUAGGAUGAAGGCAUCGGAUGUUGUCAUCAAUAUUUACUUUUAUGCCAACUUCUGAAUUAUUAGUAUAACUAUAGAGUUUAUAGCAGGUCUACUGCAUCACCAGUAAGCAAUUUUGACUUUUUGUUCUAAGGUUCAUUAUCGUCUAAUAUUUUUGCGUUGGAUAAAAAUACUGAGUAAAUCAUAGACAAAAAGGUUAUAAAAGUAGAUUCCUAAGUGGGAAAUUAUCAAAAUAAUAUUGUACACCAUUGUAAAUAUUUAGAAAUCGGUAUCUAUAUGUACUGUAUGUGAUGAAACAAUGACAAAAUAAUAUUAUACCCCAUUGUAAAUAUUUAAAAAAAGGUAACUCUAUAUACUGUAUGUAUAAACAAUGACAAAUCGUCAAUAAAAUUGGGCAAGUUGACUUUCUAUAUAACAAGUUUUUCGUCCCGUCCGAACAACUAUAUGUUAUCCCUUGCCAAGGUCUCAGUCCUGCAUCACUGAAAAGGGAAACCACCUCGGUUAAUCCAUGAUCUUCCUCAGCCAACAACGGGGUCGAAGACAGGACCCCCAUGUCAGCGAGCCAACUCCUUACUUAGUGAGCUACCGAGGCUCCCAACAAAUUAAAGAACUAUUUAACGAGUUAAAAUAUAGAAUAGUAUAAAAAUUGGAUAUUGAUGAGUUAUUAUUGUUCCAAUAUCUAAUUAGAUACUGAAUAACGAGAUAAAAUAUAGAAUAGUAUAAACAUUAGAUAUUGAUGAGUUAUUAUUGUUCCAGUAUCUAAUUAGAUACUGAUUAACGAGUUAAAAUAUAGAAUAGUAUAAACAUUAGGUAUUGAUGAGUUAUUAUUGUUCCAGUAUCUAAUUAGAUACUGAUUAACGAGAUAUAAUAUUAAA
Patella vulgata (common limpet) is the source of this 4112-nucleotide messenger RNA. RefSeq names its product serine/threonine-protein phosphatase 6 regulatory ankyrin repeat subunit B-like. Gene Ontology annotation, biological process: protein localization to ciliary inversin compartment. Lineage: Eukaryota; Metazoa; Mollusca; Gastropoda; Patellidae. The record is from RefSeq and is a predicted model, not a curated record. Gene Ontology annotation, cellular component: ciliary inversin compartment. The transcript has a single exon. The coding region runs from base 70 to 3003 and encodes 977 amino acids. Gene Ontology annotation, molecular function: protein binding.